AUGCCAAAAGAGAAACGUAAAAGUUAUCCUGCUUUUAUAAAACUUGAUGCUAUUAAUUAUGCAAAACAAACGAGUAAUCAUGCUGCAGCACGAAUGUUCAGUGUUAAUCAUACACAAAUUAGUAGAUGGCGAAAAAAAGAAGAGAAAUUGAAAAAAGCAAAACAAACAAAUUGUAGAAUAGGAUCAGGAAUAGGUGUUACACCUUCUGAUGUUAAGAGUAAUAUGAAACGUCUACUUAAUACAGAGUUUAGACAAAUAUAUUCUAAUGCUAUUUACAAAUUUCAAGCUGCAGAUACAUGGUUUUAUCGUUUUAUAAAUCGUUCAGACUUUUCUCUUCGCAAACCUAAUGUAGAUGAAAUACCCAUCUUUUUUGAUAUGGUCGGUGCUCUUACACUUGAUUAUCGUGCAGAUAAAAGCAAGCUUCCACCUAUGGUCAUAUUCAAAAAAAAACGAAAGCCUAAAGGUCAGUAUCCACCAGGAUUAAUCAUUAGAAUGCAGAGUAAAGGGUGGAUGGAUGAAGAAUUAAUGAAAGACUGGAUAGAAUCUGUUUGGCUACGAAGAGCUGAAACGUGGAAUAAUAUUUCACCAGAAAUUAUAUCCAAGUCUUUCAAAAAAUGUGGAAUAUCUAAUGCUUUGGAUGGUUCGGAAAAUGGAUUAAUUGGCAUAAAUGAAGAAAAUAAUGAUGAACAUUUUGUUGUACUCAAUAAUGAAAAUGAGAACGAAAGUAUUAAAACA
Molecule: messenger RNA, 735 nt
Organism: Cetraspora pellucida
Lineage: Eukaryota; Fungi; Glomeromycota; Glomeromycetes; Diversisporales; Gigasporaceae
Source: the annotation of a GenBank genome assembly